GGUUUCCGAAGACAGCACAAAUUCUCAGGACAAAGGGGACACAAUCCAGAGCUCGUCGUCAGCCGGGGGAGGAGUAGUCGCCCCUGCCACGGCCUCGUCCGCUCUUGACAAACUCCCCAGCACGCCACUAGAGCUGCAGCGGAGUCGACCAAGAGAGAGGCUCAGCAAGAAGAAGUUUGGACAGAAGUUUGAGAAAACUGGGUCGUUUGGUCGUCAUGGCACCACCACGUCGAUGCGCUGCCUGGAGGCGACUCGCUCCCAGUCUGAGGCCCAGGCUGCUGCUGCUGCUGCUGCGGCCGCUUCAUCGGGCCACCCGGCCACCCCCUCAGCCUCCUCCUCCUCUGGUGGUGGUGGGCCGGGUUCGGGCCUGGGCUGCCUGAACCCCAUCAUCGUCAGCGACACCAAGGAAGGGGCCAAGGAUAGCCGCGAGGCCUCAAGGUCACGGCCCCACUCGGUAGCCUCGCCCAGCAGCAGGCACAGCGGGGGAGGGGCGGUGAUCAAGAAGCUGUCCAACUCACAGUCACGCUCGGCUAGCCCUAGUCGCUCCAGAUCACGGGGGUCUCGAUCGAGUAGUAGCCAUAGCGACUCCACCGGUACUAGCAGGUCCACGUCUCCUCACAGAAGCCAUGGUAGCUGCAACGCUCGACCACAGUCCAUGGUUGGAGCCUCACGACUGGUGACCAGUGAGGCAAAGGACAGAAGGGAUGGGGAUGACGGGGACAGGAGACCACUGGGGAUUUGUGUCACAGGAUUGCCAGUUAGGUCUACAGACUCCAGCUUGCGAGACGGUCUCUACCACGAGUACAAGAAGCAUGGGAAAGUGACAACUGUACAGGUCUUUGGCGAUGGAGAGAACAGAUAUGCUGUGGUCAGCUUCAGAAAACCUGAGGAUGCCAGUAAAGCGUUGGAAGCGUCACAAGGGAAGACAUUCUUUGGUGCAAAGAUUAAAGUCAACUCCCACGAGGGUGUGGAAGUGGACGAUCCUGACCGGCUGAACGAUAACGACAGUAUGGACGAGUACCACGUGAAGUCAACGCGCACGCUGUUUGUGGGAAACUUGGAGAAGGAGACCACCAAGCAGGAUCUCAUUGAUAAAUUCAAGCAGUUUGGCAAGAUCAUUGAUGUGGACAUCAAGAGACAAGGGGCAACCACAGCGUUUGCCUUCGUGCAGUAUGUGGAUAUUGUGAGCGUUGUUUCUGCCCUCAAGGCUAUGGAAGGAAAGCACAUUGGUAUCAACAAGAUCAAGCUUGGCUUUGGCAAGAGCAUGCCCACGUGCUGUGUGUGGGUAGACAAUCUGCCGGUGGACACGACCACACGCUGCCUCAAGAACCCCAUGUCACGCUUCGGGGAGGUCACGCACUGCUAUGUGGACCGAGACCACAGCAAGGGCCUCGUCUACUUCACAUCCUAUGAGGACGCCCAGCACUGUGUCAGCAACUAUAAGAUCCGGCCACAUUUGAUGAAGAAGAAGCUCCAGAUUGAUUUUGCCAGUAGAGAAUGUCAGCUGGAGUUCCUUGACCGCAUGGAAGAGAGUGGUCAACUGCGGCCUGGAGAGCGGCCGGAUGAGAGCAGAGGACACAAAUUCAGACCACAGAGAAGCUUUGACAGUUACCAAGAUGACGGGAGCCCAACGACAACAACAACCUAUGGCUACAGUUCACGCAGCCAGUCUGGGUUCCCGCAUAACGGGCGCAGUAGCAGCAGCAACUACCGUAGCCGUGGGAGACAGUACGGGGAGGCCGGCUACACUGAGGACAACAACUACUCCACCAGCUCUCGGCGCUCUAGGCGGCCGGAGGAGUUCAGCCAGCCCUACUACAGCAGCAAAACGAGCGGUGAUGACUACGACCAGGUGCUGCGGGAGUACGGCCACAGUCAGCGGGAGCGACGGGAAAGAGACCUCAGCCCGCGUCGCUCCCAGGACCACCCAUCCCGCAGGGGCUCCCGGGACCGCUCGCUGGACCGACGGAUUGAGGGCCAGUCUCGCCGCAGCUCUCGGGACCGUUCCCUAGAGCGCUACGAGGACCGGCUGCGGGACCGGCCGCUGGACCCAUACAACAGCCGGGACGGCAGCCCCAACAGCGAGCACAACUCAUACCGCUCUGACAGUCGGUACCGCUCUGGCCGUGGGGAGGACAAGUACUUGCCCAGGGACCGUUUUGACGAUCGCAAGUCGGAGGAUAAGGACUUUGGUCAUCACAGCCGCACGGCGUCCCCGCUCUACCACAAUCAGGGCAGCCUGCACAGUCAGGGCUCUCGCUCCAGGUCCAACUCGCCCCCUACCCCGACACAGGAAGACACUCCCAUGCACAGAAUGUUCUACUCUGAUGACUACAAGCGUUCAGUGGUCACAGACGAUGAUUAUGACACAUACCCCACCAAUGCUCAGAAACGCAGAGACUUGGACGAUCUGACGGGCAGCAAGCCUCGUACUGCGUGGCCGCCUCUGUCCUCCAAACUGGGGGCGGAGGUUGCCAAAACGGCGGCGGAGAAAAGCCGCAAGCGCUCCCACGAGGAGUCCGGUCUCUCGGGCAGUGGUAAGCCCGACCCCAAGCUGCUGAGCAGAAAACACGACAAAAUUCCCCCGCCUUCAUCGUCGGCAUCACUGCUAGAGCUGGAGAAACAAAGGCAUCUGGGGCGUGUGUCGGCCAAAAGUCGACAUCUGGAUCAUUCUGGAAGCCCGGGCUCAUCCGGUAGCCAUGGUGACUCUGAAGUGGGUUCUGUCCCUGAGGGAGAUCUGCAGCACCUCCACCAGGAGAAGCAGCAGCUCCUGAAGGAACUCAAUAAGCUGGAGAUGGAGGACACGCCCACCAGCGACCCUGACUCACCUCGGUCACCCGCCAAAGUGAAGUCCAUUGCCAUCAUGGACACGGGCUCAUGGCAUCUCGGCCGGGACGAGCGGAAGCGUGAUGGGUGGAAGCGUGACGAGUAUUCCAACAGGUCGUCUGCGACUGCCGCUCAUAGGAAAAGCUUUGAUAAACGACGCUCUGACCUUAGACAUGAGGGUAGUCGCAACCAUUUCAGUGGUGAGGAUAUCAGUGCCACACGAGAAGACAGGAGCCCGUCGAAUGAGAGAGACGAGUCGAACGCUGGGGACAGUGACCUGGAUUACGGUUCAGAUUUCAAACGGAGUAAAAAGCGGCGGUUGGAUAAUAAUGAUUCUUUGGUUCAUAUCAGGAGUUACGAUAGACAGGGCAGUGUGUUAGGCAGUGACGAGGAAGAUGAGAGUAAGAAGUACGGUUUGCGACUGUUACCCUCCUCGCUGGGAGACAAGUCUAGUGAUGGGAGGAGCAAUGCCGUCAACUCGAGACACUACCACUACGACGGCAAAUCUCUGGCUCUAUCUUCCCCAUGUGAUAAUGAACUCUACAAAAGCAGGUUAAGUGAUAAGGAUUUAUCUGUGAUAAAACAACAGCGAUCGUCCUCCUCCAAGUCUAUUAGCCAGUUCUCCGGCAAGGAGUUGACCUCCGACUUCUCCGCUCACAAGUCGUCGACGGACGUCUACUUCAGCCCGGCCAUCAGCGAGGAACACACUCAGGAUUCUGUGACUUCUGGGAGUUACACAGAGAAGAGUUCCAAACAUUUGUCUCCUCUUCCAUGGCAGCAUUCCCCCGGGGCGUCUCCCAGCAGAAAGGAGUCUGUGUCGGACAAUGAGUUCUAUGGCAGUGUGGGUAAUAGUCCCCAGCUGCCUGACGACAAUCUGUCAGACGACAGUCUCACGGAGCCCCUGCAAGCCCCUGGAGAGCGGACCUAUGAGGAGCGGAUUCGUGCUAUUGAUGAAAUCCUCAACCAGCCUGUUUCGAAGAGCUCUGUGGACUCGCUACGCCUGUCCUCUGGGUUAGGGAACAGGGACAUCACCAACAACAAUGAGAGUAGUAGCCCGAGCUUUUCCAACAAAAAGACGAAGACGGAACCGUCGGUCAUCAUGCAGCAGAUGCUGUCCAAAAAGAGCAUCUUGGACCAAGACUUCAAACGCCUCGAGCAGAUGAAUAAGACGGAAGCUGAAGGUGGGAAAGAGAUCGUCAUUGGUAUCUUGCCGGUUCCCUCUGUCAAAUCAGAAGCCAUUUCCCCGAACACCCUCUGUCCACGAAUGGGGGACGUAAAACCUGAUUGGAGUGCCAAGUCAUGGCCGCUUCGUAACAUUUCCCCUUCGUCGUUGUCGGACCCGUUUUCAGUGAGUAGUGUGUGUAGUAGUGGUGUUCAACCAGUGACCACGUGUUCCUCAAUGCUGCAGCCCACGAUCACCACCACUGUGGCCGGCCUGGGCGCACUAGCUACUCCUGCAAGCACCAGUGUCUUCUCAGCGCCGGUUGUGACCUGUGUCCAGACCAGUCACAGCUCGGGGCUCAGCUCGUCACAGGUGAACGCUCUUGGUGGCCCUAUCUCGGGCGCUGGUUUAGUAACGACUUUGGACUAUUCAGGGGCCAAUAGACUUAGUAACACAAGUUUAUCAUCAUCAUCAUCGUCGUUGUUUGUGAAACAGGAAGUGUCCUCGUUACCCAUGUCAUCCUCAGUGUCCAUGAUGUCUUCGCCCUCUGUGUUAUCAUCUUCCUCGUCUUUUCCCUCAUGUGUGUCCUCGUCGGAAGCAAUGGUGGGAGUUGCUGUGUCAGCAGCUGCAGCAACAACAACAGCAGCAACGGCAACCUGUGCCAUAGUGACCACGCAGCACCAUCAGCAGCACACGGGCAGGGGUGGGCAUGAGUCAAAAUCUGUCAUUUCUUCCCUGCCCCUGCCACCGUCGUUACUUGCUCAACAAAACACGUCAUCCACCCUGUCUGCGUCCUCCAGUUCGUCUCCUUGUAAGUCGCAUCUCUCUCUGUCCUCCACCCUGACCAGCUCCUCCAUGUCCUCGAGCGGUGUAUCACCUCAUCCAUCGUCGUCAUUGUCUGCGUCGUUUUCUUCUUCAUCACAUCAACAGAACACGACGUCAUCAUCAUCAACACAUCACACAGCGUCUGCGUCGUCCUCAUCGCUAUUGUUACUCUCACCUCAACCGUCUGCCUCAGGGAACCAGUCUGCCAAUGGUUCCUCUGCGGCAGCUCCCUUCACACAUGGACCAAGCAAAUCGCAGCUCAUGCCAACUGUAGGCCAAGAGGCACCCAGCGUGCUCUCUCCUUCCUUCCUUCCGGAAAAUUCUCGGACGGAAGUCUCCAACCUGCCGGGUAGUGUUUCAGGAAAAGAUUGCGCUUCGACCAACAGGACAGCAGCGUCUGCAGCAGGACUAGCGUCAGCUGGGGUUGGCCUCAAAGGUGAAGAAAUGUUGGCGGAGAAAGACAAAGAUUCAGGUAGUGAUGGUUGUUCCAAGGCUAAUCUCAAGGAGGAGCGGAAAAGUGACACCUCCUCUGUUCCGUUAUCCUCGUCAUCGUCGAUAUCACCUGGGGAGGAGUUACUGUCAUCCUCUUCGUCCAGUAACUCUGCGUCUCGGUCUUCCUCUCAGCUCACUCCCGGCAGCAGUAGUAGCGGGAAGGUCAGUUCCCCACACCCUGGGGCUAGUUCUCUGACUGUUUGCUCUGCCGCCGUCAAGCCGCCCAGUAUUGAAGCCUCGGAGGACAAGUUGAAAAGUCUCUCCAACUCUGAACUGCUCUCCAAAGCUGCUAUGGUGGAGGUGUCCACAGAUAAAUCGACAGUUUCGGAUGCCUCUAGCAAUGUGGUUUCGCUGAAGACGACGGAUAAGACAGAGACCUCGGAUUUGUUAUCAGGUUCCAAAAAGACUGAUCUGUCCCCUCCGGUGACCACUCAGACAGUGUUGAGUGUGAGCAAUAGAGAGAGCUCUCAGAGCAAAGACUUUCACAAUGGAGAGGAUGUUACCAGUGGAGCUGGGAAAGGCUCCAGCAAGUCUGUUUCUUCUGUAGGAGCGGAGGUGGAUACCACAACAGCUCAACUAGCAGCCUCAUCCUCAUCUUCAUCCACUUCCUCCUCAUUCUCUAAGCCUUUGCUUAUGUCCUCCUCGUCCUCGUCCUCCUCCUCCUCUCAAGCAGCAGCAUCUUCAUCCUCAUCAUCAUCAACGACUUCUUCCUGGGCAGGCGCCCCCAACAACACAACAGCAUCUACUGUGGGGGGCAGGGGAGUGGGAGACAAAAAGUCCAGCAAGUCCAGCUCCCACAACAAAAGCUCGAGCAACGCCAGCAAGUCGGAACCUCUCUUCACCCCAGACCCAAAAUCCUCGGACAACAACAGCAGCAACAGCAGUAGCAGCAAGCAGGGGAGUCACCACAGCCGCGACACUCACGAUGGCAAGCACAAGAGCUCUUCCCAAAGCCGACAGUCCAGCAGUAGUGUGGACAGGAAGUCGCCCAAACCGGCCAGUCGAGAGAACCACGACAAGAAAGAGCAUGACCGAGCAGACAAAAAGUCAUCGGAGGCCAACAGCCACAAGAGUAAGGAUGGAGAGAAGAGUAAAGUGAAGGAGAGGAGGGAUCAGAGCAAAGACGGGGACAAGAACAAAGUCAAGAAAGAGGAGGAGUCCAAGAAGAAAGAGGAAAAGAAGGCUGUGGAGAAGAAAGAAGAAAAGAAAAGUUCUGUGAAAGAGGAAAAGAAAGAUAAAAAUGCGGAUGGGAAGAAGGAGAAAAAUGCUGAAAAGGAGAAAGAAAAAUCUAAGGAUGCCAGCAAGUCGGCCUCUUCAGGGAAAAAUGCAAAGGUGGAGAGUGAUUCAGGGAAGAAAGAUAAUAAGAAGUCAAAGGAGAAGAGCAAAGAAUCGCAGAAAGAUAAAGAGAAAAGUGGGGAGAAGAAGCUUCUCUCGGGCCUGUCAUGCUUAACAAAACAUUCCACUCCUGAGCCAGCAUCCAAGCAGGCAAAGUCAGAGCAGCGCAUUUCGUCAGAGAGCAAGUCGAGCAGUAAAGCGGACAGUGCGAAAGAGGCGUCAAAAAACGAGAAAGAAGGGCCGGGGGACGGCAAAGCUCCUGACACGCCAGUCAAAAGUGAGCAGAAAGUUUCUAAAAGCGACUCGUCCAAGCACAAAGGGGAUAGUAAGUCGGCCAAGAAUGCGGCAGAUAGCAGCAGCAAGUCGGAGGUGUCCUCAAGUAGCAGCGCUGGGAAAAAAUCUGAGGGUUCCUCAGGGAAGAGCAAGAACAAAGAGGGAGAGAAGGAAAGCUUUUCUAAGUCCAGCAGUAGCAAAGAGAAGCAGCAAAAACUCAAACAGAGGGAGGAGGAGAAACAGAAGGAGAGACAAAGGUUGAAAGAGGAGAGGGAAAAGCAGAAAGAAAAAGAGGAAAAGGAGCGUAAAGAGCAAGAGGAAAAGGAGAAGCAGAAAGAGCGCGAGGAGAAGGAAAGACUUGAACGGGAGAGAAAGGAGAGGGAAGAGGAAGAGCGUUUGAAAAAGGAGAAGGAAGAACGAGAAAGGCUGAAAUUGGAAAAAGAAGAGAGAGAACGCAAAGAAAAAGAGAGGGAAGAGAGAGAACGCAAGGAAAAAGAAAGGGAAGAGAGAGAGCGAAAGGAACGGGAAAAAGAGGAAAAGGAAAGGAAGGAGAGAGAAGAGAAAGAAAGACUCAAGAAGGAGAAGGAGGAAAAGGAAAGACAGAAGCAGAAAGAACGAGAGGAGAGGGAAGCUCAGAAGGAAAAAGAACGACAGGAGAAGGAAAGAGAGAGGCAAGAAAAGGAAAAGGAACGCCAAGAAAAAGAAAAGGAGAGGCAAGAGAAAGAAAGGAAAGAACGUGAAGACAAGGAAAAACAAAAGGAAAAGGAGAGGAAAGAGAAAGAGAAGAAAGAAAAAGAGAAAAAGGAGAAAGAAAAGAAAGAAAAGGAGAGAAAAGAGAAAGAAAGAAAGGCCAAAGAAGAAAAGAUGAAGAAAGAAAAAGAGGAGAAAGCCAAAAAGGAAAAGGAGGAGAAGCUCAAAAAGGAGAAAGAAAAGAAAGAAAAGGAAAAAGAGAAGAAAGAAAAGGAAAAGGAGAGGGAUAAAGAGAAGGAUAGGGAUAAAGAGAAAGAAGACAAGAAAGAAAAAGAGGAGAGGAGGGAGAAAGAAAAAGAGGAGAGGAGGGAGAAAGAAAAAGAGGAGAGGAGGGAGAAAGAAAAAGAGAGGGACAAAGACCGGGAUUCAGAAGAUAAGAAAAAACCUCCUCCCAAGAAGCCCAAACGUAAUGAGUUGGCAGCAUUGUUAGACAGCAACGAUAAGUUCCAGAUGACCUUCACCUCCAUGUAUGAUCGGGUAAAGACCCAGCGCAAUCGGGAGCCCGACAGCAAGUCGGAGCCAGCUCCCAAAUCGUCCUUUGACAAAUUCAAACAGAAUCGACACAAGAAAGGUAGCAAAGCGAAGUCCUCGCUCUAUUCAUUUGACAGCACCUCUGACAACAGCGAAGACAAUGCCAGCGAUCUCUCUGAGUCCGAGUCGAGUCAGAAAGCGGAAUCAGUGAAAGAGACGAAGCCCGUGAAGACGAAGUCAAUCAAGAAAAGGCCCCACGUGUCCUCAUCUUCUUCCUCCUCGUGUGAAGAUGAUGAUGAUGCCCUGCUUAGAGCCACCAAGCCCAAAGGAAAGCCUACUGGAAAGUUCAAUCAGAUUUAUGCGUCUUCAGACUCGGAGGAGGAGAGUUUCCAGAGUCCGUCGUCUAAGUCGCGAUCUGCUGGCAAGUCUAAGGGCAAACCCACACCUAAGCGCAGGAAAACGAGAGACGACUCGACAGAUUCUAUGGCCUCACGAGACGACUUUGUCAAACCUCAGACGUUGUCAAGUGUAACUGAGCCAGACAGUAUGGAUGAUAUCGAUCUGUCUGAAGAAGAAGAGGCGCCCAAAGUGAGCAAAGUGAAGAAGAGGAAAGCCCAGAAGUCUGGUGAUGGGGAGAAGAGAGAUUCCUCCAUUGAGUCUGUGAGGAAAGUUGGGAAAGUAGAGGUGGAUUCAUCUGUGGAGUCAUCAUCUAAGAAACCUGCCAAGACGGAAAAGAAAUCAAAAGGAGAAGCCACUAAAAAAGGCUCGGAAGUGAAAGAAGAGUCAAAAGUUACAACUGAUGAGAAAAAGAAAAAGUCUGAUCCUGAAAAGGUUGAGGGUAAUAAGAAAGAAAGCAAAGUAGACAAUGAGAAAGUAAAGGCUUCGAAAACAGAGGAUGAUUCUGAAAAGGCGGAAGAUAAGAAGAAAAAGAAAGAGGACAGCUCAUCAAAGAAGAAGAAGAAAAAGAAGUAUGAUCCUAAAGAGGAAGAAGAGCUAGUCAACUCUCUGAUUACUAAAGUUUAUGACAAGAUGGAUAAAGACAAGAAGCAGAAGAAGAAAAAAGUCAACAUUUUUGACAGCGAGUCGGAGGAUCUGGCAGGCUCAGAGACAGGCAUGGAUGUCAGUGCUUCCUCCUCGGCUGAAGACAAAGUGGUGAAAGAGGUCAAGCUGGAGACUGUGGAAAAAGUGAAGGAAUCAAAACCAGAAACAGCUGAACCUGUCAAAAGUAAAAACAAAGACAAGGAUGCUAAGUCUGAGAAAGCUGUUGAGUCGAAACAUGUGUCAAAGAAGCAAGAAGGGAAGAAGAAGGAUCAGGAAAAGAAAGACCAAGAGAGGAAAGAAGUGGAAAAAAAGGAACAACUGGAGAAGAAGGAGAAUGAGAGAAAGGAGAACGAGAAAAAGGAGAACGAGAGAAAGGAGAAUGAGAAGAAGGAGAGUGAGAAGAAGGAGAGUGAGAAGAAGGAGAGUGAGAAGAAGGAGAGUGAGAAGAAGGAGAGUGAGAAGAAAGAUCAGCACAAAGAUGGUGUCAGUGAGAAGAAGCUGGAGCACACCCGAAAAGAUCAUGCAGACAAAAAAGACAAGGCUGAAGCUAGUUUGGAGAUCAAAGGGGAGAAAGAAGUGAAGGCUGAAGUGCAGGCAGAGGAGACGCACAGCAAACAGCCCAAGAAGAAAAAGAAGAAGAAGGAGCUGGAAAAGGUUCAAGAGAAAGAAAAGUUUCCAGAGGGGAAGAAUAAGAAGAAGAGUGCCAGUGAGAAGAAACUGGAGCCUGCACCGUCAUCAGCUGUUGAGAAGAAGUCUGAGGUGGUUAGUGGAGGAGAGAAGCAGGCUGCAGAUGAUUCCAACAAGUCUCAGCCAGCCCCAGCACAGGAGAAAGCAGAUCUUGAUGAGUUUACCAGUUUCUGGGGGCACCCCAAGCCCAUUCUCAUCCCUAAAAGGUUUAGAGAGACGAAGAAGAGUGACGACAAGAAAAGUGAUGACGACAAGCUGAAAGAAAAGAGCAGUGAGGAGUCCACCUCAUUGAAGGGGGACCAGAAAUCUGAUGGAUCUGAUGAAGGUGCCAAAGUCAAGGAAGAGGUUGAGGAAAAUGACAGCAAGAAGUCAGUUGGGGACGAGACACAGAACCACCAGCUGUCUGAUCUCUCACCCAGUGCGGUCAAGACACCUGACUCUGCAGCCACACCUAAAGUGGAGUCGGAUGCAGGCGAUGACCUGGUCAUACCGAUUUCUGAGGCGGAGACGACCGUCAUCACAGAGAUUGCCCCUCCAGCUUCCAGCGAUUCCGUCGUGUCCUUGAUAGAGUCCGUCAGUGCUGCAGAGGAAGGAGCAAGUGAGGACAUGAGUUUGGUGCCAGACGAGACCACCAUUGGUUCCUCAGUGGAAAUCAACGACGACGACGACUUCCCAUCCUCUCUAGUCAUCGAUGAAGUCUCUGACUCCGGCCUGUCUGAAAAGAAAAAGAUGACCAAGAAGGAAAAGAAGUUGCUGAAAAAGCAGCAAGAGAAAGAGAAAUAUGACAGGGUGGACGAGAUCAUCGCUCAAGUGGCAGCUGCUGAAUCCAGUGAGGAUGAGGAGAGUGGUGGUGGAGGUCUGAAGAGUAGUCCUGUUAGCCUUCUUAUUGAUUCGGCUAGCAAUGACCAGGAGCUGCUGCUGGAAGAUGUGAUCAACCAACAGCUCAAAUAUGACAGUAAACCCUCCAGCGAGUCUGGAUCCUCUGAGAAACCCUUUACUGAGAGGGAGAACAAGAAGAGUGGCCAUCUUUCCUCCUCCUUCUCUGGGAAAGACGUCAAAGAGAAGAAGGAUGCCAUUUUGAGUCCCACUAGCAAGAAAGACUGGGAGAAAAAGAAAGAUACUCACAAGUAUUUUGAUUUGUUGGAUGAAGAGACUAAGAAGAAGGAUGAAGAGCAGCUCAAACUGCUGGAGGAUGUUUUGUCAAUUGACAAGCCUGUUACAGAAGAAAAGAAACUUUCAAAGGAAGAGCUGAAGAAGAAGGAGGAGGAGGAGAAACGAAAAGCAGAGGAGGAGAAGAAGAAAGCAGAAGAGGAAGAAAAGGCUCGUAAAGAGAAAGAGGAACAGGCAAUGAGAGAAGCGUCGGAUGAGGCAGAGAGAGCUGUCGGCUAUCUUUUGGAAUUUCAGCGAGGAUUUGACCAGGACUCCAUGGACAUGGAAGACGAUCUCCCUCCGCUGUUCAUUGAGUCUGAGGAGAAGGUGCCCUCGCAGCCCACGCCCAUGGAGACCUCUCCGGCCAAGGAGAAGAACGAGCUAGGCGUGUCCAUUUUCUCAAGUCCUGUCCCAGAAAAAGUCAGCACGACACUGGAAGACAGCUUGCUACAGAAGGAGGACCUGGAUAAGAUCGACCUGAACAAGGAGAUCCCGCCAGUGUCAGGGCUCGGGAUAUUGGCCGGCAAGGGUGGUAAGGUAGAUCCGUUCAACCUGUUCACGUCUCCCUCCCAGCAGACGUCAGGACAGCCUCCAGCGUCAGCCCCAGCUGCCCCGGCCGGUCCCCCACCCUUUUCUUCGCCGCGACGGAAUUCAGUACCUGUUGCUAAGGACAAAACCCCUGAGCCGGCUGCUACCACCAUGCAGUCUCCCCUCCGACAGAUGCAGUCGCCGCAGAGGCAGCAAGGUCAAGGUCAGUCGCCUCAGCGCCCGGCCCAGUCCCCUCAAAGGCCUUCCCAGUCUCCCCAGAGGCCGAUGCAGUCUCCACAAAGGCAGAUGCAGUCCCCCCAGAGACAGAUGCAGUCCCCGCAGCGACCCAUGCAGCAGUCUCCCCAGCAGCCCAUACAGCAGUCGCCGCAGCAACAGUCCGUGCAGCAGUCACCGCAGCAGCAGGUACCACAGUCCCCUCAGAGACCAAUGCAGUCGCCACAGAGACACAUGCAGUCGCCUCAGCGGCAAAUGCCUUCACCCCAGAGACAGCCAUUCCAGCAGAAGCCGCCUCCACCACACCAGUCCCCGCAAGUCAACAUGCAGUCGCCGCAACCUUUGCUACAGUCACCUCAGAGAUCCCCAUUCUUCUCGGCCAAGGACCGCAGUUUCCUCUCUCCGAACCGGGAACUGCCCCCUUCUGUGGAGCCAGAUGUGCCCUCUGUCAAUCACAUGGGCCCCCAACAACUUCCCCAGUCCAGGCGGUCGUCAUUUGGGUUACCUCCCCAUGGUCCAGAUCCGGUUCCUGACCCUCUGCUGUUGUCAACUCGCCGCAAGUCUCAGGAAAUGUCUGUUGAACCCGUGAGCCGAUCUCCGAGGAGGAACACAAUUGCAGCUCCAGAGGAUGUGACGUCGGUGGCAAACCUGGACCGGCCAGGCCAGCAUCCUGGUUUAGGCGUGGUCUUCAAGGACCGCCAGCGCGGCCAGUCUCCCCUCCCGCCACCUGUCUCCAUCUCUUUGGACAAUGCCCUCCACGACAAAAACUUUCAGUCUCCCAUGCGCAGCCUGACUAUCCCACCCCACCAGGAAAAUGUCCUGCCCAACCAAAAGAAAACUCCACCGGCAGGCUUGGGUUUCAAAGACCACACUUCCGAACCACCAGGGUUCCAGUCUCCACCCAAUAAAGGCCCCCUGCACGACCCGUUGUUCCACUCCCCCAAGGAACCACUUCAGGAGCAGAUGUUUUCACAUCAGAUCAAAUCCCCACCUGACCCGGCACUGCUCACCAAUAAAGUCCUUACCCCUGAGCAGCUUUUGGCUUGCAACAGAGUCUCGCUACAGGAUAAACUUCUAAGAAGUGGGAAAGGGCCACCACCACCACCCCCACCAGAGUCUCUGUCGGGCUUUGGGAAAGGACCGCCUCCUGUCACGGACAAGGUGCCGUCCAUCCCGGGCAGUCAUCCUGCACCAGAGUUUCUUCAUGGCAAAGUGCUCCCACCAGCAGAUGCUACUCCAUUCUCAUUCACAAAGAGCCUGCAGUCAGACAGCGUGUUUGGUCUCGGCAAGGGCCCUGGCCACCACGAGCCCAUGUUCUCCCCUCCCAGGACCAACCAACUGGGAUCAGAACCUCCAUUCCCUCCGCCUGGCAAAGGUCCAUCAGCGGGAAAAGAAGCCAUGUUCUCCCCCAAAGGUCUGCUUCACGGCCACCAGGAGAACACAAUGAACUACCCCGAGCAGCCCAUAGAUUUUUUGCUCAACUCCCCACCCAGGAAUGCACCAGGUUUCUUCAACAAGACUCAAGGAGGAGUCAAGGCGUCAUCAGAUGAUCCUUUCAACCAUGACCCCCUGUUCCAGGUGGUUUCAGAGGCCAGUGGUCGUAUCGCAGACCGGGACCCCCCAGCCCCGAGAAGACUAGAGGGUUUCCCUGCCUCGUUCUACCAGGAGCCAACACCAUCAAAGCGACUGACGCCCGAAUCUCAAGUCAAGUCGCAGCCUCUGUCCUCGGAGGAGGAUAAGAAAGGUGCGAAGAAAAAGAGAAGGAAUAAGGAGACGAGCAAAGAAGAUCGCGCUGCGGCUUUAGCAAAGCAACAGCUCAUUGAGGAAAGUGUCUUGGCAAAUGUGGAAUCGAUCCAUAAAGCCUACAAUGCCAACCAGGCGAGAGCAGCUGCUGAGAAGGCAGGUAUUUCUAGUGUGGACAGGAAGAAGUCCAUAGAUGCUUACGACUUUGAUAGUCAGGCAGGACAGGAACCGAACAACCUACCUGGCAGUCUUCCUGGCUUGGACAUGCACACACCGUUGUUUGACAGAGAGGUCAAGUCUCGUCGGAAUGAGAGAGCGCCCAGAGGCAGAGGAGGCACCGGAUCUAAACGAGGCAGAAGGAACCGUGGGGGUGGUCUGGGCCCAGUUCAUGAUUUACGGGACAACGGGCUGAGGACUGAGCCUGCCUUCCCACUCCAACAACAGCAGCCACCUCAACUGCCCCCACCUCCUCCCCAUCUCCAGAAUGCGGACCACACUCCGCUGCCUCCACACCAGCAGCCCGGCUACCCCCAGCCUGCCCCCGGUGCUCUGGGCCAGCACCCAGCUCCUAUGUUUGGUGGUCCACAGAAGCCUCCCACUUCUCAGCCAGCCUCCUUGGCCCUUAUGCAGCCUCAGCAGCAGCAGCAACAACAGCAGCCGUUCCACCCACAGCUGCCAAGACUGCCCGGAGAGAGCAGUGGGAAUGCUCCAUCUUCGGACAGGCUGCAGAAGCCGCCAGUUCAAAUCCCAGCACAGCAUUCCCCACAAGUUCAGCAGCAGCCGCCUCCGGUGGUUCCUCCAGCACAGGAUGCCCAGCAACACUCAGAACAGCUUCCUCCUUCCAACUCGCUGUCCUCAAAGAUGGGCGUGGUCAGCCCUGAAGGCAAGCUGGACCUGGACUCAUCCUACGGUGAGCCAGAGCUGGUCAUCAACUUGGAUGAAGGGCCAGCCAGUCUGGAGGGCAAAGAGAACCAAUACACUCAAGGCUCUGACACAGACGAUCGCUCGGUUCCCUCCCCUGCCACAGGGGGCAAAACACAGAGGUCGACCCGUGCCAGAAAGGUCAAGGACUAUCGGGCGAUAGCGGCAGGCACCGCACAAGGACCUGUCCAGCCCAGGGUGUCUCGUUCCGGAAGUUCCCCGAGAGGUCGUGCCCCUGGUGGUCAGUCACCGAAGAGCGGCAACUCUCCCAGAACACGCAGCUCUGAGAACUCUGCCUCCUCCCCCGUGGUGAAGCUAGAGAAGCUGGAGUAUGGUCGCGGCACCAGGCGAAGUCGCAGCAGUGCCAAGGAAGAAGGGGAAGAAGAAUCCUCCUCCAGUACCUUUGAGGAGUGGAAGGGGGCUAAAAGCCAGCAGCCUGAGCCUCAGCCCAAGUCCAAAGACAUCUACAAGUUUGACGACACGGAGCAGGAGCAGCGUGUCCAGCCGACCAGCUUCCGCACCACCAGGGGGCGCAAGAAGAAGGUAUUGGAGAACCAGAGCCUGGACGGGGUGGCUCCGCCCGAGCUGCCCCCAGCCUCCCCCGCAUCCUCCUCCAACUCGUCAAGUGUGCUGCAGGAGAACGCUGCAGCUGGUGGCCGCCAGGACGGGAUAACGCUGCGCUCUGGGGUUCAAGCCCCGAGUUCUCCCUCCACUGCCGAGGAAGAGACGUCCAUUCAAGUCUCUGGCACUCCCACGGCAGCAGCAAAGUCGAGCCCGCUCAGCAACAUGGACGCUAUUAUCGAUGCUGUCUCAAAGGGCAUCUUCGGCGGCAGUGAGGAGGAGAGCACUCCUGAGACUCCUGUGGCUGUAACUGCGCCGCCUCCAGCUCGACUGACCCGACAGUCAAUUGAACUCGUCAAAGAGAGUCUGGAGAAGUCCAACAAGACUGUUUUCCCUGGCUCUGAACCGCAACUGUUUGUUACAAAACUACAGCAGUCUCAGCCGCAACAACAGCAACAGCCACAACAACCUUCAACGCAGCAACAGCAACAACAACGUAAGAACAAGUUAGUAGUGCCACCCCUGAGGAUCAAGAAGGAGGAGAAGCAUUACGUCAUCGAGCAAGGAGGAGAGAAAUCUUCCCUGGCCAUGACCAUCAAGUUGUCGGACAGCGGAACAGCCACCAUCAAACCUGUAGGAGGUGGUGGAGGAAGUAGCGCAACGACCACACCCACCACUGGCGCCCUGGAGAAGACGAAUGUUCCUGCAGGUCUCAAAGAUCCCAAAUCGGGAAGUGAGAAACCAGCAGGUGCCCAAGAGCUGGGCUUGUUUUCUGGUGUGGCCGUGGACCCCGAGCCGGUCAAGGUCACGCCUUCGCUGUCGCAGACUCGAAAGUUGGAUGAGCUGUCUAUGGCGCCGUCUCCUAGCCCGGUCAGCACUGUGCCCCUCCAGGUACAGAAGGGAGGGAAGGAAGGAGGUGUCGGAGCUGUGUCUGUCCCUACACUGGCCCAGACUUCUCUGUCUCAGCCUCCACCGUCCCCUCACUUGCCCAUGAUGUCCUCGGGGGCUGCCUCCAUGACCACAGGUCUGCCGGUCAAAUCCUCGGCCGUGAACCCAGCGGGCAGUGGCCCUCAAGCUCUGAAGCAGGUGUGGACGACCCAGCACCAGGAGGCGCUGCAGCGACGGGCCUCCCCCUCCCCCCACCUCCCCCCUCAACACAUGGCCAACCCGCCCCAGCUCCCCUCCCCUGGCCUGCUGCACCAGCCACAGCGGCCGCCCAGCUCCCACCAGGAGGCGCCGGGGAAACGCCCGCCCAGCGUGCACGGCCAGCCACCUCUCCGGCCUGGGGAGCGGCAAGGCAAGGGAGGGAAGCAUGGAGUUCUGGACAUCCCAGCAGAUCUGGCGGCCAAGAACCCAGAGACCCAGAAACUUCGGCCUGGCAUGUUUGGCUUUGGUGGCGUGCCCCCAGCUCACUCGAGCCAGAGGCCGUUCAUGAUGCCUCCCGACCAGCAAGGGGCCCCAUCUGGUCCCCCCGGCCACCACCCCAUGCACUACCCAGGGCCCACCAGCACUGCCAAGUCCCCGUCCAUCCCGCUGAUCAAGGCGGGUAACGGAGACGUGCGAUCUCGGACACCGCCGGUCACUUCGGCCAUGCUGUACGCCGGUGUGGUCUCAGAUCCCCCCCACUCACUGUCACCUACCUCGGCUAGUCCAGAAGGCCAGGUGAUUGAGAGACUGCCCAACCCUAUGAGACAGGGAGAGCCAGGCCCGUCCUCCUCACCCUUCCGACUGACCACCCCACACCACCAGGACCCCUCACGCUUCAUCAAGGAUGACCUUGGUCGCGACGGUCACCCCUCUGCCCACGGCGAGCGUCCCGCAUCCCAUGAGCGGGCCUACCAGCAGAUGGUGGAGCACCGCCAUCUACAGCACCACCUGCUAGCCCUGGCUCAACACGAGACGGCCCUCUCAGCGGCUGAGGAGGAGUUUGCUCGGAGUGAGGCCAACCGCAACGCAGAAGUGGCCCGCAAUCUGGCUGCUGUCCACACGGCAAUGAGAGGUCACGAGCCGGCUCGCAGCACCCCUGGAGGUCACGAGGCAGGGAGGAAAGGAGCUCUGCCCGUGUCUUCACAGACUAUGGGCCACAACCAGGCCCUGAAUCUGUCGGAGACUGACCGCGGCACGCCAAAGUCCACUCCUCCGCAGAGUCCCUUCAGCAUGUCCUUCAUGGAUCGGAAGUCUGAGGCGGGCCGUGGGCUCCCGGCUGGUGUACCUCCCAGCGCCUUCAUGCAGCCCAGCCCAGGCGGACACAGACCAGAAGGCCUCCCUCCCCACCUCUACCCACCAGACCUUCCUAUCCCAGGCCUACCCCACGGGGCCUUUAGUAUGGUCAGCCGUCUGCCCAUCGACCCGCGAAGUAUCUAUGGCCAGGGUCAGCAACCACCCCCGCCCCAUAUUUUGGCCUCCCACUUCCCGCAGUUUCCACCAGGUGCUAGAUUCCCGGGACUGGAACAGCAUCUGGGAGAGAAAAAGGCUGAGGUGGAGCCGGGCUCGGUCAUGUUACGCUCCCCGUCACCCAGCCCCACGCUGCCGCGACAGAUGCAGUCAGAUCUCAUCCUCCAUGGGCGCAUGUCGCACGACCACCCAGCCAGAGAUAGUCCUGUGGUCAUGUUGCAGAGGUACCCAGUGAUGUGGCAAGGCAGCCUCGCCUUGAAGAAUGACCAGAGCUACGUGCAGAUGCAUUUCAUUGCAGGCAACCGCCACCUGCCCAAACAGGCCUUGCCGCAGCCCAUGCACAACGGUGUGGUGGCGCCGCUGCGCAUCAGCCAGAGGAUGAGGCUGGAGCAGACACAGCUGGAGGGUGUGGCCAAGCGUAUGCAGUGUGAGGACGACUACUGCAUCCUGAUUGCCGUGGCCUGCGGGCGCGACCAGAUGGACCUCAACAAACAGACACGUGCCCUGAACGAGGGAUUCAUCACCUACCUGAACACCAAGCAGGCUGCUGGCAUUGUCAAUGUCCCGCUUCCUGGCUCAGAACAAGCUGGUUUCGUGGUGCACAUCUUCCCUCCGUGUGAGUUUGUGGACAACUCUGUGGCGCAGCAGGGCAGUGUGGCCCUCAUGGAACAGCUGAGAGAGCACCCACAUGCCGUGGUUAUCAUUGCCACCACAUAGACAACAUCGCGGCUGUGAGGAGCACUCGUGUACACGACUAUCAUGGCUACCGUCAGACGAAGGAUAGAUACGUCUUCGUGUCCCUUCAGCACCGAGUCUGGACCACAUCAAGGCUUAGGAGGAUAAUCAUCGACAGAUGUAACAGGCUGCAAGGCUGUAUGCAUCCUCGAGGAGCAAGGUGGCUGUCAUAGGAUGGUCGGAGAAGCUUUAUUGUUGUGUCCUUCGAGGCACCAGUGGAGUGGAAAUAAGCGGUUUUAUCAAUCAACACUCUGACUUGAGCAAAAGAAAGGGAAUUUCAGAGUGACGACAACACAAGUUCCUGGUUUUAACAUCUCGCAGACACGCACAGAUUCAGAGACGUGCUGCUGGUCUCACAGUGAAACUUUCCCACCUGUGCUAAGUUUAGUCUGAUCUCUGCAACAAUGAGUUCAGACCAAAGUGUUGAGCCAGCAAGGCGGCACUACCCCUAUCUUGAUCUUUUCCCCCCCCCAAGUAUUAAUGAGAAGUCUGGGACAAGCAAUGUGUCACUACAAGUCUCUUACGUUGCACCUUCUGCCCAUGAAUAAGACCCCUACCCUGCAACCCUUCCCUCCUCCCCUGUGUAAAAAAAUUAACAAGAACAACUCCACUCGUCGAACAAGCAAGCACUCCGGUAACUCCUACAUCAGCAGCUCCUGUCGCAAACCUGUAAAAAAUCUGAGGGUGGCCUACCGCCUCUCUCAGGACAAAAUGUGCCCCGUUCCCCCCAUGAUGCAGCUACCACAAGAAGUCUCCUCUUCAGACAUGGGCACGUUUGUCCUUGGCUCCAUGCCAUCAGUACAGCACCCUGUGGUGGUGGCGGCAAGAAAAGGAAUAACGCCAGUGUAACCCUCUGGGAGAUAAAGCAGGUGCAGGUGCUGCUUCGGGGUUAUUGCUUUACCACCGGUCUCCCAACCUAGAGAGAAAAUAAACAAUAGUAGAGUGGUGUAGGGUCCGACAGAGGACUCGCCCAGAUCAUAAUCAUGUUUUACUCGCGAACAAGAGUGUCCGAUCAUAAUCAUGUUUUACUCGAGAACAAGAGUCUGUCCACCUAGACUCUACAUGCAUUGUUAGAAGAGAACACUAAGAUUGAGCUGGUUUUGGAGGAUUUUAAUAAAAUUUCACUUAGAUCUACUCUGCGUAUGAACUUGUUGAAAAGGAAGUGAUCCAGGUGAUGUGCUGGCUUGAGUGUGGAUGACUUCAUGUGAACCUUCUGAAGGAAGUUUAACAAGUGCAGUGUUUUAGUGAAGUGGGUAUUACUCUUGACAACUUUGAGAAAGGAAAAGCUCUCUGGAAUGAUGAGGACUAACAAAUAGCAAAUUUAUCUUUGUGUUUUGUAACUGCACCAGAGAAAAAAAAAUCUACAGAUAUGUGGAUUUAAGCAAGUUAUUUCAUUAACUGUCUAUGGAAGAAAGACAAAUCCAUGAUGUGCGCGUUGGGCAAAGAUAUUGUUUCUGUUUGUGAUGAGUUUGUCUAGCUUACUUGACUAUGGCCGUAACAAGAGUGGGGAUAAAGGUGCCUUGUGGCCUUUUGGCAGAAAGUCACAGGGCCCUGUCUUCUCAGUUUCGCUCUGACUCGAUGUCUUGAUCAGUUCGUUCAAUCCAUCCAACUGAUUACAUGCCAUGUCUUGGCUCUUACGCUCCUGUUCUGUGCUAUCUUCAUGGGAAUCAUGAUUUACUUUGGUGAUUUCAUCAUCAUCAUUCUUGUCACUUCACCCUCAUCGUCAUUAUUAUUGUUUUUGUCAUCGUUAUUGUCCCAACUCAAUUUCAGGAGCUUGCACCGACUUGUCGGGUUAGUUUUGCUGUUGGAAUGAGUGGUGAUGAUUUUUUUUAAAGGGAAUCGAGUGAAAGAAGAAUUAUUGGUCACUAAUAUGUGGAACAUGUGACACACGAGAUGUGUAACUUGUGACACACAAGGUGUGUAACGCGCAAUACGCUUGUAGCGCGGUGAAUGUUCCAUGUUGUUGUGGUAACUCGGGGACAGACUUGUUUGGUUUUGUGAAAGGCUUCUCUAUAUAAUACUAUGGUACGUGUAUGUAGUACGGCCCUGACUGUGGGGCAGGGGCCUGUGUGCUUGUACUGAUGUAGCUGAUGUAGUGUAGCCCCAGACCUCUUGUAGACACGCCUCGCUGCCUGGUGGUCUGCAGCUAGAACAGUGCUUCUUCACACACACACACACACACACGCACGCCCCUCCACACACACACACACACACAC
This is a messenger RNA of Aplysia californica (California sea hare), 20343 nucleotides long. RefSeq lists its product as uncharacterized. Gene Ontology annotation, molecular function: RNA binding. NCBI's taxonomy places the organism in Eukaryota, Metazoa, Mollusca, Gastropoda, Aplysiida, Aplysiidae. The record is from RefSeq and is a predicted model, not a curated record.